Molecule: messenger RNA, 3207 nt
Organism: Salvia miltiorrhiza (redroot sage)
Lineage: Eukaryota; Viridiplantae; Streptophyta; Magnoliopsida; Lamiales; Lamiaceae
Exons: 3
Coding region: 121-2961 (946 amino acids)
Biological process (GO): response to ionizing radiation; DNA replication; regulation of DNA-templated DNA replication initiation
Cellular component (GO): nucleus
Molecular function (GO): chromatin binding
Source: RefSeq, a predicted model, not a curated record
UUUCCCGCCCGCAGCGCAUAUUAGAUUUCCCCCUCCGAUCUUAUCCCAUUUUUUCUCCUGUCGCUCACUUUGAUGCCGGAACAUUACACAUCCGGCGCACGUUAGUCUUGCCACCGCCAAAUGAACCCUCCGUCAAUGUUGCUGGCGGAUCGGCAGCCACUGGAUUUCUCGGAAACUCAACGUUUAGUCCUCCUCAUUGACCUAGAUCCAAUUCUCACACUCCAAAACCCUUCCUCCUACUUCUCCGCCGUCAUAUCCGCCGCAAACCGCCUCCUCCGUUUUCCUCCGCUUUCCGCCACCCUCUCUGCCUUCAAACUCUUCUUCUCCUCCCUCUCUCCGCUGCGUUCUGCCGCAGCUCUCCCCCGCCUACUCUCUACACGUUCCCUCUCCUUCAAUCUCCCUCCGGAGACUCUAGAUUCCCUCUCCACCACAUUAAAUUGCAUAUCUAGCCUCACUGAUCUGCCGAAUUCAACGUGCUGCCCCCGUGCAUCGUAUGCCGCCAGCUCGUUGCUUCAGUUAGUUCAUGACUAUGCGUGGGAGAGUGAGCUGGAUAGACUUUCAGGUGAGGGUGGAUUUACAGAUGGAGGUUUUGUGAAAAUUCCUUCUAAUUUGAUUAUUCUGUUUUCGCCAAUUGGCCAAUCAGUUAAUUCUUUAGUUGAUUAUCUGGAGAUGCGUGAGUUUAAUGAUGCAUUUUGCGUUGUUCGAGAAGCAUUUUCUGUUCGGGAUAUCCAUUUGUGCUGGGUUGAUGUCAAGAUUGAUGAAUCUGAAAUUGAUAAGAAAAAUGGAUGCGGGGAAAGAUUAGUGGCGAUGAGGGAUGAGAUCAGGAAAAUUGGAUGGGGUUUUUGUUCUAGUGAUUUGAUUGUCUUGUGCUCGGUUUUGUUGCCUCUAGCGCUGAUCUAUCCCCAAAUUGGGGUGUCGUUCAACUUUGUUGAUUUUGGUGGUAUUGGUAGAAGAAAAUAUAGUGGAGAAUUGAAUCUUGAGAUAUUGGAUGUGAAAGGGAAGCCUUUAGAAUGUAAGUUCUGUGAACUUGAGCUUGUGAUCCUAAAGAGUCUGUCUUGUACUGUUGAAACUGAUGAUAUUUUUAAUGGCAUGGAAUCUAGAGAUUCACAGAGUUUCUACAGUCGAAAUGCAUUUUGGAAUCAAUUUGGUGAAGGAACGAUGAAGCUACAUGUUAAGAAUGUUCAUAGCUAUAACACGCAUGAGAAGGCUGGAGGCUCAUCAGAUAUCAUUUUGGUACGUGAGUGUUUUCAGGAGUCGCAAAGAAACAAGAAGAAGAGUGGUGCUGACUUCUUCUCAGACAGGGUUCUUGAGAUGCUGCACGAAGAAAUGGGCGGAUUGACUUACAGAAAUCAUUUGCCCACCUGGCAAAUGUUUUUGAGUUUUCUUCAUAUGAAUGGUUAUUGGGCCUCGAUUUCCCUCUCGAGUAGUAAUGGAGAUACAUUAAUGGGUAGUCUCAAGCCUUUUACAGCUCAUUUGGCUGUACUCCACAUCUCAGAUGCUGAUUCUCUGAGAGGUAGAAGUGGAUUUGAUGGCACCACCCGUGAUGCCUGCAUUGAGGAAAUGAAUGACUCAAACGCAUGUUCAGGCUCCCAAACAGAUGCCUCAACGUCUGGUAACUGUAAACAGUAUGGAGAUGGAAAAAGGAAAAGGAACCAAAGGCAUCUCUAUCAGGAGAUGACAUGGAGUUCUUUUCGUAAAGAAGGUUUUGAAGGAUCAAAUUUCGACUUGUUUGAGCUUUAUACUGCCAGAUAUUUGGAAAAAUCCAAGAAGCUGAAGUUCCUUAAAUGCUGGAUGAAACAAAUUAGCAAAGUCGAAGAAUGUUUGUUAAAAGCAAUGCCUGGAACCAAGUGCAUUGAGGAAACUUCUGGUUGUAAUGUUUUAUCGCCCAAGUCUUCUCCAGUGCAAGAGGAAGUUGUGCCUGUUUCGAAAGUAGAGACUCUAGAUGCAUUUUUGAACAUUCUCUCUAAACGAAUCCAUCAUGGUCUGGAGUCGGGUAUGGACUUGCAGAAGCUGGCUGAGCGAGUUGUCAAAUCCUCCAUUCAUUGGCUGCAUAAAAAGCGUGAGAGUGAAAUUAACACCGAAGCUCAACAAUCGGCAGGAACUUCAGAUGAUCCUAAUAUUGAGGAUGUAGGUGAGAAGUUAAUUAAACUCCUACUUAGAUCACCUAAGGAAAUGAAGAAGGUACACCAGGAUCCAAGUUCCUCUUCAUCAUCAGAAGCUAUAGUUCGAGAAUAUGAGCUGCAGAUUCUACUUCGAAUGGAGAUUCUGCGACCAGAUGUUGCAGCGGUGAUGAGUGACUCAAGAAAACAGAAGCUACUGCAGCAGAUAUGCUCCCAGUUAGAGAUCAUUCAGUUCCUCGUGGCUGGUGGAAUUCAUGGUCAUGUUAGCUUAUACGAUUAUGUUGAGCGUACUAUCAAAGCAAGGUAUUCAGCCAAACUAGAAGAUGUUGUGAAAGGCAUAUACAGUGAAAUGGACUUGCUGCCAUUUGGUGAGGAAGAUGAAGCUCCGAGCCUCCUGUUUAACAGUGAGGAUAGCAAUCAAUCAUGGAGAGAUAAGUACGACAGAAAAGACAAGGCCGAGGCCAACAGCCUCAACCAUUCAGUCUCCACUGAAGGAGAGCCCUCACAUGAUAGUCUACAAGAGAGUGGAAUAGAUGAUUAUACACGCAGCCUUAAUGAAGCUCGCGAGAGAAGGGAGAGGGCUCGAAGAUUUGCACCCUUUGUAAGCAAGGCUCUUGAUCUGCAGAGAGUCUGGGCACCUCAGCAACAACCCAAGGCAACGAAAUGUAAGUAUGAUCCUCGUCCCAGCAAAUCAAAACGGAAGGAUAAGCAAAAUCACAGCUACAGUGUGGUUUGUGAGACUCCAAUGACUGGAAAUAAACGCGCUUGCUCUAGAGCUGGAACUCAUGAUCUUGGCAGCUCGUCGUCUUCUACUGUUUCCAAGGCUUUGUUUCAAGACUGAUGAUGAUUCCCUUCAAUCGAGUUAUACAGAAACUAACACUGAUGUUAGAAAAACUAAUGGCCAAUAAGUUGGUGAACAAGCAUUUGUUUUCAUUACUGUCAUGUAGAUAUCUUAUUUACUUGCACAGUUUUUUUUACCAUGUAUUCAGCACUUUAAACGUUGUAACUGAUGUAUAAUGUAUUCAUACUCCUUACUUUUCACACCUUAAAUCGAAAAAUCGUGGUGUCACCAUGUUUGUCGCUUUCA